UGGUAUAAUGAAGAUUUUCUGGUAAAAAAUUAUGGUGAUGGUUGUACAACAUUGUGAAUAGAAUUAGUAUCAUUUAAUUCUACACUUAAAAUUGCUAAUUCAGUACAUUUAUCUUAUGUAUUAUACCAUAUCUAAAGAGAUCUUUGGGAAACAAACACUCGCCCUGAUCAGAUAGUCCUCAUACUCAUGUACACACCCUUCCUGACCUUCUGUAAAAAGGGAUACAAAGAUUUAGGGACAUGAGACAGUUCAGGCAACUGCAGAUCCACAAAAUAUAUGUAUUUGCAAAGAGAAUGAGAGUUAAGCUGGGGGCACAGACCCCAGACACGGAGAGGGUCCCCCUGAAACCUUCACCAAGGACAGCAGAACCCAGAGCCUCCCACCUCCUUCCAUCAAAGUCCUCUCUUCCCAGGACACACAGGACACCUCCCUCCACACCUAGGAGCUGGGGAUCCUCCCGAGACCUCCAGGCCUGGGUCUCUGUCCCUGGGUCAGAGGCCAGGCUGGUGACACUGAAGAUAGCGGGUGGGUCCUUCCCAGCCAUCACCCAGUGAGCCCCUUUCUAGCCCCCAGAGCCACCUCUGUCACUUUCCUGCUGGGCAUCAUUCUGCCUUCCUGGAGCACUGGAGAGCAUGAGGAGACCCAGGGCCCAGCUGGUUUUGUGUGUCACAAAGGGAAAUAAUCUACCGGCUGUGACAGAACCAAGGCCAGAACACAGCAGAGCCUCACUUUUAACUUUCUGGAACGCACCCACCACUGCCUGGCUCUUUAUUGCAUCAGCGCCCUUUGAAGUUGCUGAAGGGGAGAAUGUUCAUCUCUCUGUGGUUUAUCUGCCCGAGAAUCUUUACAGCUAUGGCUGGUACAAAGGGAAAACGGUGGAGCCCAACCAGCUAAUCGCAGCAUAUGUAAUAGACACUCACGUUAGGACUCCAGGGCCUGCAUACAGCGGUCGAGAGACAAUAUCACCCAGUGGAGAUCUGCAUUUCCAGAACGUCACCCUAGAGGACACGGGAUACUACAACCUACAAGUCACAUACAGAAAUUCUCAGAUUGAACAGGCAUCUCACCAUCUCCGUGUAUACGAGUCAGUGGCUCAGCCCUCCAUCCAAGCCAGCAGCACCACAGUCACAGAGAAGGGCUCCGUGGUCCUGACCUGCCACACAAAUAACACUGGAACCUCUUUCCAGUGGAUUUUCAACAACCAGCGUCUGCAGGUCACGAAGAGGAUGAAGCUGUCCUGGUUUAACCAUGUGCUCACCAUAGACCCCAUCAGGCAGGAGGACGCUGGGGAGUAUCAGUGUGAGGUCUCCAACCCAGUCAGCUCCAACAGGAGCGACCCCCUCAAGCUGACUGUAAAAUCAGAUGACAACACUCUAGGCAUCCUGAUCGGGGUCCUGGUUGGGAGUCUUCUGGUGGCUGCACUUGUGUGUUUCCUGCUCCUCCGAAAAACUGGCAGGGCCAGCGAUCAGAGUGACUUCAGGGAGCAGCAGCCCCCAGCCUCCACCCCCGGCCAUGGACCCUCUGACAGCUCCAUCUCCUAGAUUCCCCUACCCAGCACCAGGGCAGCUGCUCUCAUCUAUGAGGAAUUGCUACACUCUGACACAAACAUUUACUGCUGGAUCGACCACAAAGCAGAUGUGGCUUCUUAGGUUCCUCUGGGAGCUGCUCCUGUGGGUUGAUGGAGCGUCCCUGAAGCCCCCAGCCCUGGGGAUGGGGAAGGACAUGGAGCCUGAGCCAGAGAACCAGCUCUGAGUCCUGAGGAGACACAGGCCUGGGGACAGGAAGGGAUGGGGGUCCCUGCUGAAUAUAUAGAGACCUCAACAGACUGCCCCGGGCUCUGGGUGGGCCAAGGCGAAGGCUUCCCAUCACCACAGGAAGUGGGGGCUUGCAGGGAAAGUGAAUGGGCCUAUGGCCCACCCGGGGUCACCUGGAAAGGAUCUGAAUAAAGGGGAAACUUCCUCUCA
Molecule: messenger RNA, 1964 nt
Organism: Homo sapiens (human)
Lineage: Eukaryota; Metazoa; Chordata; Mammalia; Primates; Hominidae
Gene: CEACAM21
Product: CEA cell adhesion molecule 21
Exons: 8
Coding region: 633-1541 (302 amino acids)
Cellular component (GO): membrane
Source: RefSeq, a predicted model, not a curated record